Molecule: messenger RNA, 513 nt
Organism: Vitis riparia (riverbank grape)
Lineage: Eukaryota; Viridiplantae; Streptophyta; Magnoliopsida; Vitales; Vitaceae
Product: protein ODORANT1-like
Exons: 3
Coding region: 1-513 (170 amino acids)
Source: RefSeq, a predicted model, not a curated record
AUGGCGCUCCCUGGUUACUGGAAUUCCUUGAUGGCAGGACAGAAGAAGCCACGAUGGGACGAAGUAGAAGACUGGGUGCUCUUUGAAUGUAGAAGAACAAAUUUGGAUCUAUCUUGGCCAGCUAUCGCAGAGCGGACAGAGCUGGGCAGGAGUGGUAAGAGUUGUUGGGAGAGGUUUAAGAACCAUCUGGAUCCCUAUGUCAAGAAAGGGAAGUUCUCCAAAGAGGAAGACAAGUUCAUCAUCGACCUCCAGUCACGCCAUGGGAAUAGAUGGACAAAGAUAGCAGAUCGUCUUGGGCGAACCGAUAAUGAUGUCAAAAACCGUUGGCACGAACAUUUGAAGAAGAAGGAGCUUGGGAGAAGUACCGGGGAUCAGCCACAUACCACACAACCCUUUCAUCUCAACCACAAUAUCGAUCCAAAUGCAAGCUCAAGCUCGAUCACUUCUGAAUUACCCCCUCUGGACAGCGAGUUCAUGCAAACUGAAGAAGUCAUUAAAUGUUUUUCUGAUUGA